UCCCUUCACCCGGCACACGGGUGCCGCGCUGGAAACCUCCCGGAAGUGUCCCGGACCUGUGUGUGUGUCUGUCGUUCGGGGUCCCCCCCAAAGCUCCCGGCUCUGGCCGUGGGGGGCCGGGGAGCGGCGGCGAUGGCGGAGGCGGCGGCGGCGGCGGCGGAACGGGACGCUCGGGACAAGCUCGCCUUCUGGGACCGGAGACCCGACACGAAGGCGCCGCUCACGGAGCGCCAGAGGGACUCGGUGCUGGAGCUGAAGGCGGCGGCGGAGAACCUGCCGGUGCCCGUGGAGCUUCCAGUUGAAGACCUGAGUAACUUCACAUCCCAGUCAUUGUCCGUGGCACAUACUUCACUCGUACCUGAAUCUAUGGAAGACAUUCUCUCGAAGGGUUUCACUUCCUUAGAAAUGGAGGAGGAGAGAAUUGAAACUGCUCAGCAGUUUUUUUCAUGGUUUGCAAAAUUGCAAACUAAAAUGGAUCAGGAUGAAGAAAGUAAAUAUAGACAGAUGAGGGAUUACUUGUCUGGGUUUCAGGAGCAGUGUGAUGCUAUAUUGAAUGAUGUAAACAGUGCUCUUCAGCAUCUGGAAUCGUUGCAGAAACAGUAUCUUUUUGUGUCUAAUAAGACAGGAACCCUGCAUGAAGCUUGUGAACAGCUCCUCAAAGAACAGUCAGAACUUGUUGAUCUGGCUGAAAAUAUUCAACAAAAACUUUCCUACUUUAAUGAAUUGGAAACUAUUAACACUAAAUUGAAUUCUCCUACAUUGUCUGUGAAUAGUGAAGGAUUUAUACCUAUGCUGGCCAAGCUAGAUGAUUGUAUAACAUAUAUAUCAUCUCACCCAAAUUUUAAAGAUUAUCCUGUAUAUUUAAUGAAGUUUAAGCAAUGUCUUUCUAAAGCUUUGCACCUAAUGAAGACAUACACUGUGAAUAUACUACAAAACCUCACAAAUCAGUUAUUAAAAAGGGAUCCUUCAUCUGUACCUAAUGCAGACAAUGCCUUCACUCUUUUUUAUGUGAAAUUUAGAGCUGCUGCCCCCAAAGUCAGAACUCUUAUUGAACAGAUAGAACAACGAUCGGAAAAUAUACCUGAAUACCAACAACUACUAAAUGAUAUUCACCAGUGUUACCUUGAUCAGCGGGAGCUCCUUUUGGGCCCUAGCAUUACUUGUACUGUAACAGAAUUAACCAGCCAGAAUAACAGAGAUCAUUGUGCCUUGAUUCGCAGUGGCUGUGCUUUUAUGGUUCAUGUAUGCCAGGAUGAGCACCAACUUUACAAUGAAUUUUUCACAAAACCAACACCAAAAUUAGAUGAGCUCUUGGAGAAGCUGUGUAUAUCAUUGUAUGAUGUCUUCAGGCCAUUGAUUAUUCAUGUUAUUCACUUAGAGACUUUAUCAGAACUUUGUGGGAUUCUUAAAAAUGAGGUGCUUGAAGAUCAUGUACAGAACAAUGCUGAACAACUGGGGGCAUUUGCAGCAGGAGUGAAGCAGAUGUUAGAAGAUGUACAGGAGCGGCUAGUCUAUCGAACACACAUCUACAUCCAGACAGACAUCACAGGCUAUAAACCAGCUCCUGGAGAUCUGGCGUAUCCUGAUAAGUUAGUAAUGAUGGAGGAAAUUGCACAGAGUUUAAAAGAUGAACAGAAGAAGGUGCCUUCAGAGACUUCGUUUUCAGAUGUUCAAUUAGAAGAAGCAGAAUCCAACAGUCUAAAGAAAUCUGGUUCAACAGAAUCUCUCAAUCCUAAACCACAGAGCACAAUUUCUCCAGCAGAUCUUCAUGGAAUGUGGUACCCUACAGUUCGGAGAACUCUUGUCUGCCUUUCCAAAUUGUACAGAUGCAUAGAUAGGGCAGUGUUCCAAGGACUCUCCCAGGAAGCCUUGUCUGCCUGCAUUCAGUCCUUGCUUGUAGCAUCAGAUUCUAUCAGCAAAAACAAGACUCAGAUUGAUGGACAACUUUUCCUAAUAAAGCAUCUUUUGAUUCUCCGUGAACAAAUUGCACCAUUUCACACUGAAUUCACUAUUAAGGAAAUUUCCCUGGACCUCAAGAAAACUAGAGAUGCAGCAUUUAAAAUCCUGAACCCUAUGACUGUUCCAAGAUUUUUUAGGCUGAAUAGCAACAAUGCCUUGAUAGAGUUCUUGUUGGAGGGUACUCCUGAAAUAAGAGAGCAUUAUCUUGACUCUAAAAAAGAUGUAGACCGCCAUCUGAAGUCAGCCUGUGAGCAGUUCAUUCAGCAGCAGACCAAGUUGUUUGUGGAGCAACUGGAAGAGUUCUUGACAAAGGUUUCGGCAUUAAAAACCAUGGCCAGUCAGGGAGGCCCCAAGUAUACUCUCUCCCAGCAACCCUGGGCACAACCAGCCAAGGUCAGUGAACUUGUGACAAAUGCAUACAAGGUAAUAAAAACAAAGUUGCCUCUGACAUUGAGAAGCAUGUCCUUGUACCUAUCCAAUAAAGAUACAGAGUUCAUCUUGUUUAAACCUGUCAGGAAUAAUAUUCAACAAGUCUUCCAAAAGAUUCAUGUUUUGUUAAAGGAAGAAUUUAGCCCUGAGGAUGUCCACCUUAUUGCUUGUCCUUCUAUGGAACAGGUGAAUGUCCUUCUGUCAGCAUCUAAUUAAACAGACCAUUGACAUGGUGCGUCUAUGGACCAUCUGGUGGGGGUGGCCGGAGGGGUUGGAGGGUCGCUGAGUUCUUGCGUGGGUGCUUGUCCCCAAGAAGCGCACUCAUGUGCUGCCCAGUACUGACUGGAGAGUGGAAUUGGAGUCACACCUAGAGAGAUUGGGUGUUCCCUUUGAAAAACAUUAGAAUGCCAAAGAUUCAUAGUCUCUGAGUGAUGAUGACUGCCUUGUUGAAAUAUUUGCAAGAAACACCCAGUUUUAAACCAUAUGUAGGCCCACAGUGAGGUGGUUCUGACCAACAGAUGUGCAAUGAAAAUAGGUUAGGUGCAUAGAGAAGAAUUGUUAUACAAACACAGAACUUGUUAGAAAGCUUCUAAGAGCAAAGUUUGCCCGAGCGUGAAAUAGAGCAGCUCUUUUAACCACAAAGCAUUCCAUCGUGACUAUUACUAUUCUUUUUUUACUUCCAGAAAUGUCAUUUUUCCCACUCUAUUUAAUGAGAUGUUUCUCCUCACCUUUUGAAGUUUGAAAUAGAUAGGGUACUUCUGGGAAUUCUGCUUUCUUGGGAAUUUGGGUGUUACCUUGCUGUGGGGUUGAUAUUAGGCUGUUUCCAAUGCUAGGCCCUUGUGUAGAAACCUGACUCUAUAUUCCUUAAAGCACUUAUAGCAAGAAUAUUCAAAAGUUCAGGGCCACUGUCUCACACUGUACACAUGAGCGCCUGUGUUGAGAAUCCUCAGCGUACAGUAGUCAGUUGUGACUGAGAGAUACCAGUUAAAGUGUCAUAAGUCAGGGACUUGAGGAGAGGCAGUAGCCUGAUGAACAGCGAACCUCAUGCAUGAAGGUUAGAGUCAUCAGCCUCUUGCCUUCUGCCUCCUGCCUUCAUUCGAAUGGUUCCUUGGAAAGGAGAUGCUUUCCCGCCCUGUUCAUAUGGUGUCUGUGAUGUGUUCCAGCCUUGUGGCUCUUUCUCUAGCCCAGCAGAGCUCUGAGGACUGAGACAUUGUGCCCCUCAAACCACCCACAAUGGCAGGGAGCAUCACAGGUGUGUACUCUGCCAAUACCUCAUUCCUCAUGGGAUGCUUUGAUGGAGUAAAUGCCUGUUAUUUGGUUCCAAAGGAAUUUGGAGUAUUUCAGACUCCAGUAUAGUAGACAUGAGCCCAAGGAGGACUGGGCAGUGUUGCCUAUACACCAGGAAGUGCCACCUCCAGUGACUUGGCCUGCCUGGGCUCUGUACAAAGUCUGUUUUAACUUGUGAUGGUGUUGAAGAGGGUCCAUACUCAUUCUUUGACAUGAAUGAAUUUGGAAGAUUGUACCUAUUUCCACUGACUUUUAAACACACGUUUGAUGAACUAAAACACCCAGUUUGUGUAUUAUAUGUACAUUUGAUUUUUAAUAGCCUUUCCACCGAAAGAAAUAAAGGCAUGAUUAAUGUAUAAUUCUAUGAUUGAUUUAAUUGAUGUACAGUACAGAGUGUAUUAUUAAGAGUAAAAAAUUUGACAGCACAAAUUCUUGUGUUUUGAAUGUUAUUUCUGAAACACUGAAAUACUUUACGAAGUGCUGAGUAGGUACUAGUGAUCCAACUUGUUUGCUAAAUGAAUAUCUGUUUAAAUCUGUACAGUUCAAGUGUUCACUUAUACAUAGUGUACAUACUUUGAAAUAAUUAAUUUAAAAUGCUUUAUAUUAUUUGCUAGAAAUUGCUGUUUUUAAUAAAUGUGAAUUUUUAAAAAAUAAAGUUUUUUUGCUUCCUAUA
Messenger RNA from Suncus etruscus (white-toothed pygmy shrew), 4348 nucleotides. RefSeq names its product component of oligomeric golgi complex 3 (gene COG3). The record is from RefSeq and is a predicted model, not a curated record. NCBI's taxonomy places the organism in Eukaryota, Metazoa, Chordata, Mammalia, Eulipotyphla, Soricidae. The coding region runs from base 133 to 2604 and encodes 823 amino acids. The transcript has 23 exons. Gene Ontology annotation, cellular component: cis-Golgi network; COG complex; membrane. Gene Ontology annotation, biological process: Golgi organization; intra-Golgi vesicle-mediated transport; intracellular protein transport.